AUGGCGACUCCAGCUCAGCCUUCUCAUCAGAAGCCCAGGUCUACUGCUGCCAAGUGUGGUGCAGUUGAGGACUUUGGAAUCCCCGCAGACGAGGAGGACUGGGAGCAGCUUGUGAGAACGGGACAUCUCCAAUCAACGACGAUCAGCACACUCGCUGCAGAUCUGUUGGGUUCUGGGUCCGAGGCAUCUAACAAACAAUACCUUAUGCUCCAUACAGCGUCUCCAGGAGUGAGGCUACCCGAACUCCUAUUUGAGCACCAUGCCCGCUAUGGUAUUGCAAAUGAGAUGGCACAAGGGUCGCAGGCUAUUCUCGAAGCCUCAGAGGAAUUUAGUCAUUUUCUGGAGAUCAUUGAGACUGGUCAGUCCAUGGAUAACGUCAGAGAGGGCAAAGCUCUGUGGCCAGGCUCGUUUGCAGUUCCACGGCUUCUUCAGCAGCAAACUGUUACUGUCGAUGGUGUGCCAGACUACGUUCGUGUAGCACAAUUCGAGAAUAAGGCUUCGAUGACCGCGGGACCCAGAUCUGACAGUCGUCUCCACUUGCUCCCGGAUGCAGAGGACGAGAUUGUACCUAAUGCUGCAGCCAUUACACUGUUCUCUCAGCUGAUACACAUGAUUCCAUGUGACCUGGAGUGGGUGAUGAACCGAGCUCAUUUCACAGCCAGGUUCGGACAAGGCAGUUUCAGUGCCCAGACAGACGGAAGUCUGAGGCACAAGGACCCAUCCAAAAAAUUGACAUUUGCGAUUCUGGAAGUCAAGAGUCGGCUGCGCAAGAAACGACCUAGUUCCAUUCUUAUACAAGAAGCUUGUGAAGUUGUCGGGUGGUUGAUGGAUCAGUCUCCGGGCAGGGCAGUUUUCGACCAACAGUAA
Molecule: messenger RNA, 867 nt
Organism: Penicillium antarcticum
Lineage: Eukaryota; Fungi; Ascomycota; Eurotiomycetes; Eurotiales; Aspergillaceae
Exons: 2
Coding region: 1-867 (288 amino acids)
Source: RefSeq, a predicted model, not a curated record